GUAGGUCAAUGCGUCCUUCCACACGUGUGCUGUGAAAUCCUCACGCAACAGCCGGUUGGCAGGAAGGUUUGCGAGCUGCGGGCUUUCAAAAGUAUUUUAUCUUCUUUCGGACAGGUUACCUUCUCAGCGCCAAUAUGUUGAAGUCAGUUGCCCGUGCGGUAGGAGCUGGUAUCCGCUUGUCUGCAGCCGCUACAUCCACACGGACUCUUCCGCUCAGUUGCCCCACUCUUCGUUCACCGAGCGCGGCGACAACUCGGCCUUUCACCCGGUCGCUGUGGAUGAUGAGUUCCAGCGGAGCCUCUUCAGGAUACAGACCGAAACUGUUGACUACUAAAGUAUUAAAACCGUCCUUGUCAUGUGGCUGCGGUGGACUCCACACAGAAGGAGAUAAAGCUUUUGGUGAUUUUCUAUCGGAUGAAAUCAAAGAAGAGAAGAAACUCCAGAAAAACAAAACUCUUCCCAAGAUGUCUGGAGGGUGGCAGCUUGAGAUGAACGGGACAGAAGCUAAACUCUCAAGAGAUAUUGGUGGUGAAAAAGUUACAGUGACAUUUAAUGUCAAUAACAGCAUUCCUCCUAACUUUGAGGAAGAAGCAGAGCAAGGGCAGCAGAAGCCGGAGGAAGAUGAACCUGAAAUUGUGUCGACGCCCAACUUUGUCGUGGAAGUAGUGAAACCAUCUGCCAAACAUUCCCUGGUCUUUGACUGCCAUUUCCCUGAAGAUGAGAUGGGUCAUGGUGAAGGUGAGGAGGAGAGUGACAUCUUUGCAAUCCGGGAGGUCAGUUUCCAGCCUGAGGGAGACACAGAUUGGAAAGAAACAAGCUACACGCUCAACACAGAUUCUCUAGACUGGGCUCUGUAUGACCACCUGAUGGACUUCCUGGCUGACAGAGGGGUGGACAACACAUUCGCAGAUGAGCUGAUGGAGCUGAGCACAGCUGUAGAACAUCAAGAGUACAUCAAGUUCCUGGAAGACCUUCAGGGCUUUGUCAAGUGUAGCUAAAGUAUUGUGGAUAUGAAGUGUCACAUCUUGGUUUAUCUUGUUGCGCCAAACGGACUGAUCCUGGGGGGUCUCAAAUGUUCAUUACUCUUUCCCUAACUUAAAUUCAAGACCAUAAUAACAUGGGAUUUUUUUUACUUGGUUGUGCGUCAACUGUUUAACGUUGCACACUCUGGAGCUGUUCCUACAUGUUCAACAAUACUCAAAAAUACAGAUGUUGUAUCAGUAAAUAAAAAGUUAAUAAUAACC
Messenger RNA from Synchiropus splendidus (mandarinfish), 1244 nucleotides. RefSeq names its product complement component 1, q subcomponent binding protein (gene c1qbp). Lineage: Eukaryota; Metazoa; Chordata; Actinopteri; Syngnathiformes; Callionymidae. Gene Ontology annotation, cellular component: mitochondrial matrix. The coding region runs from base 135 to 998 and encodes 287 amino acids. The transcript is spliced from 6 exons. The record is from RefSeq and is a predicted model, not a curated record. Gene Ontology annotation, biological process: cytosolic ribosome assembly.